Molecule: messenger RNA, 715 nt
Organism: Nicotiana attenuata
Lineage: Eukaryota; Viridiplantae; Streptophyta; Magnoliopsida; Solanales; Solanaceae
Exons: 1
Coding region: 152-523 (123 amino acids)
Source: RefSeq, a predicted model, not a curated record
AUAGAGCUAUAACCCUCAUAUUCCAACCCCAAACCUAAUUCAUUUUUAAUUUCAUAGUCGACUCUUGUUCUGUCUCUAUCUCCUUAUAUUAGUUCUCAAUUAUGCUCUCCCAACAAAGAGAAGUGGAACAAAAAGUUUUACUCCAAUAUUAAUGGCUUCGAACCAGAAUAGCUUCAACAAAAGCAUAACACAUGCCAAUACCACAACCAUAUUCACUCAGGUCCGCCGCAAAAUAUCAUUUCGGAAGAAAAAAUUGACGACGGUGCGGCUGGGAGGAGGAAAGAAGCACCGGCGAAGUAUUUCUCUAGUGAAGAUUUUCCGGCGAGUCCGACUGAAAUGGCUGAAGUUGCACUACUUACGUAUGCUGAAGAAGAUUAAGGAAUAUUAUGGGUCUUUGGUGAAAGACAUAAAGGAAGGUAACGAAGCAAUUGAUGCCUUUCAGCGACGGCUCUUAUUUGAAACUUCGUUUGCUAUUCCGGUGAUGGGUCUUUCCUUCAAUACUUUUCCCAACCACCAUAUAUAGAACGUGUAAUUAUCAGCCAUUAAUGUUUGCAUCUUUUUUUCAAAUUCUAUGUGAAAGGCGAAAUACUUCGUACACACAUAUGAAAUAAUCUUAUCGUUAUGUACAUGUUUUAGUUCAUUUGAAAUAUUGUUAUCGUUGAAAUUAAGAUGUGCAAGGUAGCAAAUAAUACAAAUUCCUUUUUACUUUGCUUAA